CUCCCUCUUCCUCGGGCUUCCGAGGUUCCAUACUUCUUGACUGCAGCCAAAUAUUUAGGAUUUCUAGGGUUUAUACGUUUUCUUGGCCAAGAGACCAUGGAUCCAGAGACCGACGAGUACAUCCGUGAAUCCAUUGAGAACUCGCUCGGCCUCCCAAUCUCUGACAAGAACCUCCGCCUCAAGGUCCUUGCUUCCAAAGACGCCCACCGCCGCCUCCAAGAUCAGAUCUUCGUCCUUGAGGAGCGCCUCAAGGAGGCCGAGAAGCGUGUAGAGCAAUAUAAGGCAGAGGCGACCAUGAAUGCCCAGGAGUUGAGGAGGUGCAUCGAGGAGCAGGAGAUGGUGGCGUCGGGAUAUGCUGAUUUGGUGAAUCACUGCGCCAAAUUGGAGAAGGAGUGCUCUCUGUAUGAACGGGAUCUUGAGAGAGCCAUGGAGUCUUGCGAUGAAUUAGCCAAGGAGAAUGACGAGCUUCAAUUCUGGCUGCAGGACAACUCUUAUGGCAUUUUUUCACUGCUCAAUCUGGUGGUCUUCCCUCUCGCCUACACUCGGCUUAACAUGGACCUAGUGCAUGGACCUAUGCAACAGAAGAAGAGGAGCUUCACCCUAGAGAAACAACGAGUCAUUAACUACAUGGUUGAUAAGUUCUCGAAGGUUGGCUUCAUUCAUGAAGUCAACAAUCCUAAUUGGCUGGCCAACAUCAUCUUGGUGAAGAAGGCCAACAAGAAAUGA
Messenger RNA from Phoenix dactylifera (date palm), 726 nucleotides. The record is from RefSeq and is a predicted model, not a curated record. Lineage: Eukaryota; Viridiplantae; Streptophyta; Magnoliopsida; Arecales; Arecaceae.